UCAUGAAUACAAAAAAUUCUUGUUUAAUAGUUAAGUAUUUUGUUACAUGGCAUUAACCCUACGAGUGUCAAAAAACGUAAAGUCUCGACAAAACAUAUUUCGGUAUAUUGAUCGAAAAAUGCGCGGGUCACACUAUACAGCUGCGUACGGCGUCUAAAUCGGCGGGAAAAACUACACACAACACAGAGAUGGCACCCGAAUCACCCGAAAGAUCGAGCCCGCUCGGGCGUCGAUACUGCGGCAUGGGCAACCAUAUGCUCAGAGCGCCAUACACCAGGGUGACUGAUCGAAAAGUUCUCCACUUUGCACAACAGAUCAAUUCAGAACUGCGGCCCGAUAUGCCACUCUGUCAGGUUUGUUACGAUAAACUGGAGGAAAUCUACAAAUAUAAGGCAUAUAAUGCGCGACAGCAUCAAAAGAGGAAGCAGGCCGAGAGCGUCUCGGACGUGAGCUCAAGUCAGCGACAAGCCAACUCCUCGGACAACAGCUCGACGACGUCCACCUCCGUCCCACGUAGAUUGGCGACGGCCACAGCGGCAAUUAGACGACCAACCCCCGUGCCCGUCCUUACAACUCUUAGCGAGGACAACAUGCCCACAACUAGCGCGGCGGCUGCCGAAAAACGGAAGCGCGCCAAUCCACCGCCAGCGGCGCCGGAAAAACGGAAGCGCUCCAGUCCACCGCCAGCGGCGGCGGAAAAACGGAAGCGCUCCAAUCCACCGCCAGCGGCACAGCAUGUCACACAGUCAUCGCAAAGCUCAUAUGUGAGCGAUGAAGAUGAUCCCAACUCGAACGUGCGCCUGAAUGAGGUGAAUGGGACGCGGAUGCCACACAUCCAGCCGAUACCCAAGCGACGCCAGGUGGUUCACCUGAAUAAGGCUGCCAUGGAUAUCUCUUUGGCAGGGUCACGGGUCCAUGCACCCGAAUCGCCCGACAGAUCGAGCCCGCUCGGGCGUCGAUACUGCGGCAUGGGAAACCAUAUGCUCAGAGCGCCAUACACCAGGGUGACUGAUCGAAAAGUUCUCCACUUUGCACAACAGAUCAAUUCAGAACUGCGGCCCGAUAUGCCACUCUGUCAGGUUUGUUACGAUAAACUGGAGGAAAUCUACAAAUAUAAGGCAUAUAAUGCGCGACAGCAUCAAAAGAGGAAGCAGGCCGAGAGCGUCUCGGACGUGAGCUCAAGUCAGCGACAAGCCAACUCCUCGGACAACAGCUCGACGACGUCCACCUCCGUCCCACGUAGAUUGGCGACGGCCACAGCGGCAAUUAGACGACCAACCCCCGUGCCCGUCCUUACAACUCUUAGCGAGGACAACAUGCCCACAACUAGCGCGGCGGCUGCCGAAAAACGGAAGCGCUCCAAUCCACCGCCAGCGGCACAGCAUGUCACACAGUCAUCGCAAAGCUCAUAUGUGAGCGAUGACGAUGAUCCCAACUCAAACCUGAGUCUGAAUGCAGUGAAUGGGACGCGGUUGCCACACAUCCAGCCGAUACCCAGGCGACGCCCGACGGUCCACCUGAAUAAGGAGGCCAUGGAUAUCUAUUUGGCAGGGACCACGGGCGGAUAAUAUUUUGUAACUUGUAAACCAUACUCUUAGCUCAUAAUUAGUGUAGUUGAAAUAAA
This is a messenger RNA of Drosophila obscura, 1624 nucleotides long. RefSeq lists its product as uncharacterized. Lineage: Eukaryota; Metazoa; Arthropoda; Insecta; Diptera; Drosophilidae. The coding region runs from base 189 to 1568 and encodes 459 amino acids. The transcript has 2 exons. The record is from RefSeq and is a predicted model, not a curated record.